Messenger RNA from Xenopus tropicalis (tropical clawed frog), 3066 nucleotides. RefSeq names its product cyclin I (gene ccni). The record is from RefSeq and is a predicted model, not a curated record. Bases 255 to 1406 code for a protein of 383 amino acids. Lineage: Eukaryota; Metazoa; Chordata; Amphibia; Anura; Pipidae. The transcript has 8 exons.
GUGUGGCUUUGUACUUUGUGCUCAAAACUUGUUGAGCAUUUUUUUUGCCUUCUGUGAACUGAACUGAAGCACAGCGCCAAAGUCCCACAGCGCAGGAGAGGCGAAAGACAUUGCAGCAGAUGCCGCCAGAGGCAGAGGAGCAGCCCCAGGAUGUCGGUGGGGCAGAUUAACCGGACCCCGUUCAGUCUCCAGAAUACCAAGCUGGAUCUUCCCCCCCCCAUCCUUGUCACCGCCACCUGUGUCACCCCCCAGGCAUGCUGCGGCGACUGUUGCUGCUGCCGGGGAGAGUGGCCAGGACCGAGGACAAGGACUGGAACAUCCAUCUGUGGAGAGUUUGGAUGGGUGGCCCGGAUCUUGCCAGCCUGUUCUUGGAUGUAGGUAUUUCUCCAGAACAGCGGGAUGAAGUGAUCCUAUGGCUGGCUGAACUGAAGUAUCAGUUCCGUGUUUACCCAGAAACACAUGCUCUGGCCAUCAGUAUUUUGGAUCGUUUUUUGGCUGCAGUAAAGGCUCGUCCAAAAUACUUAAGGUGCAUUGCAAUAAGCUGUUUCUUUCUUGCUGCCAAAACCAUUGAGGAAGACGAGCGGAUCCCGGUGCUCAGAGUCCUGACCCAAGGCAGCUCGUGUGGCUGCUCUCCAGCUGAGGUUCUCAGAAUGGAGAGGAUAAUUCUAGAUAAACUUAACUGGGAUCUUCACACAGCUACGCCUCUGGAUUUUCUUCACAUUUUCCAUGCCAUGACUUUGAAUGCCAGCCCUGAGUUGUUUGACAGAAUACCUGAACUGAACCCAUCUCAGCAUGUAGCUCUCUUGACGAGGCAACUUUUGCAAUGUAUGGCAUUUCACCAGCUGCUACAGUUUAAGGGCUCCAUGUUGGCACUGGCACUCCUUAGUCUAGAAAUGGAAAAGCUGCUUCCUGAUUGGCUUGCUGUUACCAUAAAACUGCUCCAAUUGGCACAGAUGGAUAGUGCUCAGCUGUUUUAUUGCCGGGAAGUAGCAGCACAUCACCUUUCUCUUCUGCAGCCUCCCUUGCCCCCCAAUGCUGUAUACAUCUACAGUCCCCUCAAGCGUACCCUGGUGUCCUACAACAGAGGAGCUUAUAUCCACCCUUCCACUGUAAAGGAACCAGGAUUCCAUCCACAGGGCAAUUGCAUAUCAGGAGCUCUGAUAAAGGGAGCGUCUGUCCUCUACCAAAGUCUGGCAGCUCCAGCUGUCUGCAAACAGGCCUCCACCAAGAGGAAGGUAGAGCAGAUGGAAGUGGAUGACUUCUAUGAUGGAAUCAAGAGGCUAUACAAUGAAGAUAGCUCUGCAGAUGUUGUGGGCAUGGAGAUAGUGGCAUGUAGUAGUGGCCUAUCCAGGUCAGAGGGCAGUCUGUCCCCAUGCCCACAAUUACAAGCUGUGUCAGUCAUGUAAAGUCAGCACUUUACUUGGCAGAAGCAAGUACCAGACCAGAUUCCUUUGACUCUGUGCUGGUGGAGUAACUUCCAAUAUGGACCUCUCCAGCAAUAGGGUUAUAAUGUCACACAGGCCAUGCCUUAACAGGCUACAGUAGAGGGCUACAUCUCUGCCUGUUUUCUCAUGCUGCUAAACUAAGCUUCAUCACUAAAAAAAAAAAAAAAAAAAAAAAAAAUACUGAAAUUAAACACAUUUGAAGAAAAAAAAAAUGCCCAAAAACAGCAAAAAAAAAAAAAAGUAGAGAAAUUGUUUAACAUUAUAGUGUUGUCAAUGUCAUUGUUUUAUGCUUGUACAACUACUGUAAGCUGUGCCGCUUAGGGCGAAGACACACAGAGCUACUAGUAGCAGCUACUUGUCGUGGCUACUAAAAUGGAUAAUGCUGAUCAUUUACUGAUAACAGUCUCUACGUGUGUUUUAGCAGAGGCAAUUCUCAGUAUUAUCUAUUGUCUAUGGCAGGGUAUUUUCUGGCGUUUAGUAGCUGUGACAAGUAGCUGCUUCUAUGUAGCUCUGUGUGUCUUCACCCUUAAACCUACCCGUGGAGCUCUAUUUAGAUCAUUUCCAAAUAUGUCCUGCACUGUUAUCAUCUCUGCUUUUUUUCUUGCUAAUUGAUCUCCCCCCCCCUUUCCUUUAAAGGAGAAGGAAAGGAAAAGUCACUUGGGGGUGCCAAAAUGUUAGGCACCCCCAAGUGACUUGAAUUGCAUACCUUUUACCCCGGGGCUGGUGCCCCUGUAGAGAGACGGAAAGAACAGCCCGGGGUAUCUGCAGCCAUUCAUUCUUCCUGCUUUGUGAGCACGCACAGUAGAGUGAAAAGCCGAACUUUAACAGAGAAGUCGGCUUUUCACUCUACUGUUCAUGCGCUUAUUGUGUUAGUCUUAGCGAAACGGAGGCGGAAGGAGGAAGCGCAUCGCUCCAGGUACCCCGGGCUGGUGCUGUUUUCUCCUAGCGAUUAAAGUCACUUGGGGGUGCUUAACAUUUUAGCGCCCCCAAGUGACUUAGCCUUUCCUUCUCCUUUAAGCUGGCCAUACACGCACCGAUAAUAUUGGAAGAAACCUCGAUAAAAUAUAUUGUCAGUUACAAUGCCAUAUCUAAAUACAUGAUUUUGCACAAUUUUGGGCUUUCCUGUUAACUUUAUUCACCGUCUCUGUACUAAGAAUAUUGCUGGUGCUUGUGAAAUUUGAUUAUAAUUAGUCAUAGAAAAUUCUAUUAUAGAAUCUUGCAGUAAUGUCAUGGUAAGCUGUCAGUCAAUGACUAUUACAUUCAUGCGAGUUGACAUUUAAACACAAAGUUUAGCCGUGUUCUCACCAAAAAUUACAAAUAUCUACCUAUUUUGAAUUUUAAGCCAUUGACACCAUUACAAUAAGUUAUCUAAUAGCAAGCUGAAAACAAUAGAUUCUUUUUGUUUAUGGGAAAGUGUUAUCAACUUUUCUCAUUAACUACAUAAAUAAUAUGUUACAAGUAACUAUCUGUUUUUAAAGCAUGUGUGUUCCUUAUUGUUUUCUUUUCUGUUGUUAUGAUAGCCUUCAUUUGAAAUCUUAGCACAGUCUGUAUAAGGCAUGGCCAAUGGAAUCAUUGUCCCUUUAUCAAGUUAUUCUGGUUGCAAUAAACAAUUACCCAAGUA